Molecule: messenger RNA, 4093 nt
Organism: Electrophorus electricus (electric eel)
Lineage: Eukaryota; Metazoa; Chordata; Actinopteri; Gymnotiformes; Gymnotidae
Gene: pdgfc
Product: platelet derived growth factor c
Biological process (GO): positive regulation of protein autophosphorylation; positive regulation of MAP kinase activity; positive regulation of cell population proliferation
Cellular component (GO): membrane
Molecular function (GO): platelet-derived growth factor receptor binding; growth factor activity
Source: RefSeq, a predicted model, not a curated record
UGGGUGUAAAAUUGCGGAGGUUGUGUCUUUCAGCGCAGGCGACGACAGCAGGAGCGACGUCUGAAGGGAUCCCCGCCUUUCCGGGGAGUUUCCGCCACUGCGAAGUUCUACUUCAUGUGCAGCACCUGUUGCAUGGUCAGUCGCCCUUUUGUCGUCUCCAGAUAUUUAGCCCCUCCGUCGCCCUCUCACAAGACGUCUUCAAGAUCCCAGAGUACAUCUUCAAAUUAUUUUACGUGCUUCUUCUUGCUAUUGAAAUGGUUUCUUUUUUCUUUUUUUAAAAUCUUUUAACAAGCAUGCACAACUUUACCACCGUGUGGAUGGAGUAUCGGUGCCUCCAAGCUCGUUUGAAACAUUUAGGAGAUGACUGUUGUCCGAUGCUCAGAGGAUCAUUGGAUCAUUUGAAUCAUUGAUAGUAGUGUUAUUGUACGCCGUUUGCAACGACUUUUUUCGGGGUGAACUUUUUCCCGAGUUUUCAAAAACUUUUCUGAACAACAUAGUUCCUACGAACUCAACAGGUGCGAUCUGAUCUAGUUCUCCCAAUUAUUGCUUAGUGGUGGCUGCCUUUUGACUGAUGCUUAAUUAUUAACAUUGCACAAAGCAGCCCGUGAAUCUGCGGCAGGACUCUCGUCGUUUGGGACUAUGUGGUUUCUACUUUGCGCCCAUUUCCUACACAUGUGUCCAAGGUCGGAUAGCUGUCAGAAAACAGACGUUUCUGCAUGGUGAUUAAAGGUCCACGUAUCCAGAGCCCAGGCGUCGGCUGCCAUCACGCGUCCAAAUGAUUCCUAUUCUAGUCCUCUUCAUUGUGUCGUCUCUUCUUCAAGGGUCGGAGGCGGAAUCAUCAGCGCUCAUCAGUAAAAUUCACCAGGCAAAUGUGAACGAGCAAAAUGCGGUUAAGGAGUCACAGUUGGAGAAGGUGGUGCGGGUGACUAGUGAUGGGAUGCUCCACAGCCCUGGGUUCCCACACACGUACCCCCGCAGCACAGACCUUGUGUGGAGGCUGGUGGCAGCCGAAGAAAAUUCCAGGAUCCAACUAACCUUUGACCCACGCUUUGGUCUGGAGGACCCAGAGGAUGGCGUCUGCAAGUAUGAUUAUGUGGAGGUAGAGGAGCCAACGGAGGGGACUGUUCUGGGUCGCUGGUGUGGAUCCCAGGCUGCUCCCAGCAUGCAUGUGUCUAAAGGGAACCAGGUCCGGAUUCGCUUCAUGUCGGACGAGUACUUCCCGUCGGAGCCAGGCUUCUGCAUCCAUUACACACUGCUCCAGCAGAAGCUGAAUGAGGAUGCCAUGCUGCCCCCAGCUCCACAGAGCGUGGAGGCUCUGGGUGAGCUUGUGGCUGGCUUCAGCACGGUGGAGGAGCUGUUCAAAUACCUGGAGCCAGAUCGCUGGCAGCUAGACCUGGAAGAGCUCUACACGCCCACCUGGCAGGUGCUGGGCAAGUCCUUCUUCCACCAGAAGAAAGCCAGAGGCAUGGUGGAUCUGAACCUACUCCGGGACGAGGUGCGUCUUUACAGCUGCACCCCGCGUAAUCUGUCCGUGUCCGUGCGGGAGGAGCUGAGGAGGACAGACGCCAUCUUCUGGCCCAGCUGCCUGCUGGUCAAGCGCUGUGGUGGGAACUGUAGCUGCUGCUCCAACCGCUGCUACGACUGCCACUGCACCCCCACCCGCGUGGCUAAGAAAUACCACGAGGUCCUGAUGCUGAAGCUCAGACCAGGUGGCCGAGGGCCACAGAAGUCCCUGACAGAUGUCCCACUGGAGCACCAUGAGGAGUGUAGCUGUGUGUGCAAGAAUGACUCGGACUAAAUUUAACCCAGGAGAGUGGCUUGGAUUAAAUGUAACCUAUGUCUUCCCAAGGAGAUGGAGAUUUUUAGGAACUGUGGACUCACCUGUGCUUCACCUUGGGAAAAUAUUUAUACAUUGCUUACUGACUGACUGGCUGUUUUUUACUGAGAUGUCCAAACAGUAAAAGCCAGAGAUGUCUUUAUCUUGACUCCAUCUAAGCCAGGGCAUCAAUAUUCAUGGUGUUACACAUCUGUGAUAACUUAUAAAGAACUUUCCAUCUGUCUCAUUACAAUUUUGAGCAUUUAGAGGGAAAGUCCCAUGCAGCUUGUUAGCGUGUGUGUGUGUGUGUGUGUGUGUGUGUGUGUGUAGAUGUGUGCAGAGCUGUGUCAGGACAGUAGGCUGAAACUGAAUUUGAGGCUCACCAGGACGUCUGGACUGUAUAGGGUGUUCAGUGUGCACAGAAAGAAAGAGUGGAUAAACAAACAGAAGGAAAUGAGAAGAAUGAACAGAAGUAAUAAAAGAAAAAGAGAGAGAGAGAGAAUGAAAGAGAAGAGAAAGAAAAAGAGAGACUGAGAUAGCCAGGACUUGCUGCGAGAGGAGUUGAUUUUUGCUACUAAUUUCUCUCCAUGUGAGGAGAGAUUCCUUCGGCAGUCUAUACCAGCACAGCAGCUAGUCCUGAAGAAGAGGGCGCUGCCUUCAUCUCCUUUGGCUCAUUCUCCAGCGCCAAGCACCACAGGAGCUUUUAAGGAGAGCAUGCAUGUUGGAGAAGCCUUCUGAUAUCAGAAAUCCCUUCAUGUGGACUCGCAAUGCUCCGAUCGUCCCAUAUCCCGUGCGUGAUUACCUCACAGAGGAGGAGAAGCAUUCAGUCCUUUGCUGUCCUGCAGAGAUUUGGAACCUGAGAGGAGGGAGGACUAAUGGGGGGGGUGUCUUCUGCUCUCCUCUUCUGCAUAUUGUUUGGACGUUUUCAUAAACAUCAUAUAAAAGAUUUGGAACAUGAAAGCGUCUUUUGUUUGUUCCAAACCGGAGCCCAGAGAAGAGUUGGAAAAUGAGCUCGGAAGAGCAGUGUCAGUGUUGUGUACGUUAUCCAUCCAGUCUCCCAGCGUGCCGUCCGCGCUGAGCCUGAAGACUGAAAUGCAAGCUGGUCCUUUUUUGUAGAUAGCAUUUUAAAUGAAAACUCAGAUCUUAUAAAUAGAGAUUCUGUUCCUCUUUUUUCCUCUUUUAUGCAGUUAUUAUACCAUAACUUGCUAUUUUCUGCAGGCAUCUGCACAGUUUAAGGCUGUGCUUCCUUUUGUCUUCAUCAGUCUUGGGUGGAUCAGCAUGCUUUGUUUCAGUACAUAUUUGGGUGAUAAUGCCAAAUUCUAUAUAAAAUCACAAAAAAGAAAGGGACAGGAAUCUGCUAGUCGAAUCCUCCCUGUUCUAUUACAGAGGAACCCCGCAAAGGAAGUGUUGGUAGGAUCUCAAGAGACAAACCAUCAGCUCCACUGCACAGGUAUAAACUCACUGGUCAAGACAGGUCAGCCCCACAACUACAAAUUCACUGGUCAGGAUGGGUCAGCCCCACAGGUGACAAACUCCCUGAUCAGGAUAGGUCAGCCCCACAGGUGACAAACUCACUGAUCAGGAUAGGUCAGCCCCACAGGUGACAAACUCACUGAUCAGGAUAGGUCAGCCCCACAGGUGACAAACUCCCUGAUCAGGAUAGGUCAGCCCCACAGGUGACAAACUCACUGAUCAGGAUAGGUCAGCCCCACAGGUGACAAACUCACUGAUCAGGAUAGGUCAGCCCCACAGGUGACAAACUCACUGAUCAGGAUGGGUCAGGUACACAGGUGACAAACUCACUGAUCAGGAUAGGUCAGCCCCACAGGUGACAAACUCACUGAUCAGGAUGGGUCAGGUACACAGGUGACAAACUCACUGAUCAGGAUGGGUCAGGUACACAGGUGACAAACUCACUGAUCAGGAUAGGUCAGCCCCACAGGUGACAAACUCACUGAUCAGGAUGGGUCAGGUACACAGGUGACAAACUCACUGAUCAGGAUGGGUCAGGUACACAGGUGACAAACUCCCUGAUCAGGAUGGGUCAGGUACACAGGUGACAAACUCACUGAUCAGGAUAGGUCAGCCCCACAGGUGACAAACUCACUGAUCAGGAUGGGUCAGGUACACAGGUGACAAACUCACUGAUCAGGAUAGGUCAGCCCCACAGGUGACAAACUCACUGAUCAGGAUAGGUCAGCCCCACAGGUGACAAACUCACUGAUCAGGAUGGGUCAGGUACACAGGUGACAAACUCACUGAUCAGGAUGGGUCAGG